Molecule: messenger RNA, 1657 nt
Organism: Aricia agestis (brown argus)
Lineage: Eukaryota; Metazoa; Arthropoda; Insecta; Lepidoptera; Lycaenidae
Gene: tipE
Product: protein tipE
Exons: 4
Coding region: 260-1252 (330 amino acids)
Biological process (GO): regulation of sodium ion transport
Molecular function (GO): sodium channel regulator activity
Source: RefSeq, a predicted model, not a curated record
CUGCAGACGUCGAAAAAAAAUCAAAUACGUGUUUUUGGAACAUUAUGGUAUCGCAAUGAAAAUUAUGUUUUCCGAACUUGUUUGGACACAUGCAAGGUCCGUAUCGAUUCUGUAAGCCAGCCAACACAUGGGCAGUAAUUAAGCGCAAUAGCAAAACCAGCCUUUACAUAAGGAAAAAUGUAACAGAACAACAGAUAUUGAAAUGAGCCAGCCGAGCUGAAACGAGCGAUAUGGUCGCUUCUAGCGAGCUCUCGCCACCAUGGCCGACGAGGAAAAGCUGCCGAUCCCCCCCACGUUCCUGGAGAAACUGCUGUUCUAUACCACCGCAACCUUCGUGCUGCUCGCCAUCUUCUCCCUCUUCGCGUUCCUGUUCCUGGUUCCGUUUGUGAUCGAGCCGGCCUUCACCACCAUCUUCAUGCAGUUCGACCCAGUAGCGGCGUUAUGCGUGACGGCGCAAGUCAAACACCUGGUCGGCGCCAGCAACUGCACCUGGGCGUCCUGUAGGGAGGGCUGCACGAAGGAUCUGUACGAGUGCACCCAGAUCCGGGUGAAUUAUAAAUUAGGGUACGAACCGAACAUUUCCGCUACGGAGUACGAAACCCUGAUUCGAGCGGAGAGAUCCCUCAGAAAGGAUUACGAUUACGAAAACUACGAGAGUCCACUGGAGAAAAACUACUCUGAUAUGGAGGAGCAGGAGUUACCUGAAGCCUACCCGACGGGGCUGCAGGGCAACGACUCCGAGUGGUACUUCACUGGAGCGAGGCUGUUCCCCAACGUGAAGGGAUGCGGUUAUCCGCCCAUUUUGAAUUGCACCAUAUUCUACGGAAAGUACAGGCCUCUGGGCACCAACUACUCGUGCUACUACAGCCGCAUCGACCCCGGCCUGGUGAUCACCGAGCUGGACAUGUGGCAGAAUACGCUGAACCUGGUCUACGCGAUGGCGAUACCGAUCCCAUCGUUCAUUAUAUCAGUGAUAUAUCUCACGUUCGCGUACUUCAAGAUAUACAAUACUGAGGACGAGUCGGAGCAGGCGCCGCUCCAGAGUGAUGCGGAAGCCAUGGCGACGGGAGACGACGGGAAGCCCACGACUCCAGGGUCUGACACCUUCAGGGAAGACCUGGCGUGCUUCGGCCACCAGCUGAAGAUGCAGAUGGCGAACGACAAGCCCAAAGAAGGAUUUGAGUCCAAUAGCCCUCCAAUUUCCAAUUCUGCCUCGUUGUCUGGGACGAAGUCAUCUUUCGUGAACGCCUAAUGAAGCGAUCCGAGAUGACAGGGCUCCUGAAGAAGCUUCGGGUACAGAGUUCAUCACGAGAUGUCGUGAACAGCUGAAGGAUUCAAGACUUUCGCUUCAUGGUCGUGAGAUUAGAUAAGUUGCAAGAGAUUUAACGAGAUUUUUUAUAACGCGUUGUGAGAUAAGAAAUGGGAGUUUUCGUGACAACAGAUUUAUGAUUGCGAGUGAGUUUUUUUAAGUAGUGUACAGUCAACAUAAGAUAUUAAAAAAAAAAAAUUAAAUCUUAAUAUAACUUACUUGUCAGUGUCAGUUUUUGUAAUAUAUUUCAGACGUCAAAUGAAAGAAAAGAAAGUUAACUUUAUAUUACUGUAACUAAGUACCCACUGUUUCUAUAAAAAGGUUGGUUGAUAAAUAUGUCAUGUUGAU